Molecule: messenger RNA, 920 nt
Organism: Cucurbita pepo subsp. pepo (vegetable marrow)
Lineage: Eukaryota; Viridiplantae; Streptophyta; Magnoliopsida; Cucurbitales; Cucurbitaceae
Product: mediator of RNA polymerase II transcription subunit 31-like
Biological process (GO): regulation of DNA-templated transcription
Cellular component (GO): mediator complex
Molecular function (GO): transcription coregulator activity
Source: RefSeq, a predicted model, not a curated record
AAAACAUUGUUAGCGCGGGCGUAUUUCAUUGCCUUGCGCCAUCUAUUUCAAUCGCUUGCGGCUUUGGGGUUGAAUGUAGCCAUUGUUGAGAGCUCUGAACUUCGAUCGCACGAGCUUUAAAGCUCAACAUGUCGGAAUCAAUGGCUUCUAAUCAUGAAUUAAACGAAGAAGCAGAUGAUAAUCCAUCAUCGCCUACGAAUGUCUACAAAGAUCCGGAUGACGGGCGGCAGCGGUUCUUGCUCGAAUUGGAAUUUGUUCAAUGUCUUGCCAAUCCAACCUACAUUCAUUAUUUGGCUCAGAAUCGUUACCUCGAGGACGAAGCUUUUAUUGCUUACUUGAAGUACCUUCAAUAUUGGCAACAGCCAGAGUAUAUUAAGUACAUAAUGUAUCCUCAUUGCCUCUUUUUUCUUGAACUUCUACAAAAUGCAAACUUCCGAAAUGCAAUGGCUCAUCCUGCCAACAAGGAACUGACACACAGGCAGCAAUUUUACUUCUGGAAGAACUAUCGGAACAAUCGUUUGAAACACAUUUUACCUCGACCCCUACUCGAACCUGCAGCUCAGGCACCUGUGUCGGCCCCAGCCCCUGCUAUGGCAGCUUCUCCUGCUGGUACACCCCUUUCUCCAAUGCAGUAUGGUGUUCCCCCUGGUUCCGGGAUUUCAAAGAACGAUAUGAAGAAUGCAGGAAUCGAUCGACGAAAGAGAAAACACGAAAGAAGUAUGCCGUAGUUGGUGGAUGCUGGAUAGCAGCUCAUGAGGUAAUCUUUCAUAAACUUAACUUUCCAAGAGCUUCCCAUCACUUGGGAUCAUUCUUUUUGGCUUAAUUCAAGUAAAUGUUAUAAUUAUUGUUAUGGCGAGUUUUCGUACAACAUUUUAAUGUAUCGAAGUUUUAAAUUCUAAAAGAUUUAUACUUCAAGAGUA